This is a messenger RNA of Penicillium argentinense, 1707 nucleotides long. RefSeq lists its product as uncharacterized. Gene Ontology annotation, molecular function: monooxygenase activity; iron ion binding; heme binding. The coding region runs from base 1 to 1707 and encodes 568 amino acids. Lineage: Eukaryota; Fungi; Ascomycota; Eurotiomycetes; Eurotiales; Aspergillaceae. The record is from RefSeq and is a predicted model, not a curated record. The transcript is spliced from 2 exons.
AUGGAGAAGUACGAAACGCCGACCAACGGGCUCAUCCAGAUGGUCCGGGACGGCCUGCCCGAAAUGACCUGGAUGACCUUUUUUGCCGUUUUGGCAUUCUCGUGCAUCGCGACUCGCAUCAUCAGCGGGCUUCAAGGCCGACAGCAAACCCGAGAUCCGUCAGAGCCUCGAGCUUCGCGAUUGGCGCCGUAUUGGUUCCCCUGGUUAGGACAUAGUCUGUCCUUUACAUGGAACCAUGCCAGUCUUUUUCAAGGGCUCAGGGACUCAAUGGAUGAAUCUGUCUUUGGCGUCUACCUCCGUGGCGAGACCCACGAUACUGUGAUCUCUCCAUCGAUGAUCAAGACCAUCUUGUCUUCCUCUAAGAACUCGUCGCUAGCGCUUGACCAGGCACUACACAAUGUCUUUGGCAAUCGCAAUCUCAUUCACAGUUUGCAGCAGAGCCGCAAUCAGGAAAUCAGCGACGACGUGCCUGGUUUCAUUAGCAAGGAGUCGUUUUUGAGCGAGGCCUCGGCUGCGAUCACCAAAAUGGUCCAACGAAAUAUCCCCAACUUGGUGAGCUUCAGUCAAAGCCCUGUUGACCAGGCGCCCUGGGAGCGCGACAGCAGCAAAGUGUCCGUCGUCCAAGAGGGCGAAUCAGUGUGCGAGGCAGACCUUUUCGCCCUCGUGCGAAAUUUUGUCGGUCACCACAUGUCCAACUUCCUGAUGGGCGAGGCCUUUUUGGAAAAUUUCCCCAUGGUCGUCGAGGACCUAUGGAAACUAGACACCAACUUUGUGUCGUUGUUUGUGGGACUUCCGCGCUACGUGCCAGCCCCUGGCGUGUCUGCGGGACAUGCUGCGUGCGAUAGACUUCACCAUAUAAUGUCUAUUUUCUACCGUGCAUUUACGGCCUGGGAUGACGGGAUCGACCCCGGAAUCGAGCUUCGCGAGCUGGACGACGUGUCCGAGUUGGUGAAGGAGAGAAUGCGGACAUUCCGCAAGCUGGAAAUGACCCCUGGCGCCAGUGCUGCGGGCAACUUGUCUUUGUACUGGGAUGUGAUGGAGCACAUUACCAAGAUCACAUUCUGGACUACUCUUCACAUCUUUGCCGACAGCGCUCUUCUCAAGGAGAUCCGAAAGGAGUUCGCUCCCUAUGUGAACUCUUCCCGACCUAGUCGCGAGGAGACAGGGUUCCCAUUCGACGAGCCUCCCCGCCUGAGUCUUGACCUCGACAACGUUCUUGAAUCGUGCACACUCCUGAAGGCGUGCUAUCACGAGACCGUCCGCCUCCACUCUGCCGGUGUCUCUUUCAGAAGGCUUGAGUCAGACCUGACUUUGACGGAGUCAGAUGAAGAUGCGACUGAACCUUGUACUUACAAGCUUCGCAAGGGUGAAAAGGUCAUCAUGCCCCAUGUCGCUUAUCAGACCGAUGCUCGGCGCUUUUCCAACCCAGACCAGUAUGAUCCUCUACGAUUCGUGGUCACAGACCCUGCGUCCGGCCGCAAGCAGGCCAGUGCUGAUGCUCUUGGUCCUUUUGCGGAGGGGCUUUAUGGAAUCAAGGACAACCAAUUAAACGAACGGUCCAUCUUGGCUUUCACCGCGGGUAUUGUGUCGAUGUGGGAUAUCACGUCCGCUGAUGAGAAAGUGCUCAAAAUCCCCAACAACAAAUCGACCUGGGGCUCUUUCCAGCCGUCGAAGGAUAUCAGAGUCCGUAUGAAGUCGACAGUUUAA